Molecule: messenger RNA, 3989 nt
Organism: Myotis myotis
Lineage: Eukaryota; Metazoa; Chordata; Mammalia; Chiroptera; Vespertilionidae
Gene: PIGR
Product: polymeric immunoglobulin receptor
Exons: 11
Coding region: 168-2504 (778 amino acids)
Source: RefSeq, a predicted model, not a curated record
CAGCAGCAGCGCCCAGUGUCCUGCUGGCAGCUCCUAGGAAGGCAGGGCUUGUGGACUCGCCAGCAGGCUGUUCCCCCGAAACUGACUCGACGCGAGAGAAGCAAGUCUCUAAAACAUCCAAGCAAGAAAUUGGCCUGGGCCCCACAGCCCAGAGGGAGCCACCAACGAUGACGCUCUUCUUCUUCACCUGCCUGCUGGCUGUUCUCCCAGUGGUCUCCAUGAAAAGUCCCAUCUUCGGCCCCCAGGAGGUGAGCAGAGUGGAAGGCAGCUCAGUGUCCAUCAAAUGCUUCUACCCAGCCACCUCUGUCAACCGGCAUUCCCGGAAGUACUGGUGCAAGCAGGGAGCCAGGGGCCGUUGCACUACCCUCAUCUCGGACAGCUACUUCUCCAAGGACUAUGAGGGCAGAGCCAAUAUCACCGAUUUCCCAGAGCGCAACAUGUUUGUGGUAGACAUUGGCCAUCUCACCAAGAAUGACACUGGGCACUACAAGUGUGGUUUAGGCAUUAUUAACCAAGGCCUGUACUUUGAUGUGAACCUGGAGGUCAUCCAAGGUCCCGGGCUCCAAAACGGCAUUCAAGUCUAUACAGCAGACCUGGGCAGAACAGUGACCAUCAACUGCCCUUUCACGUCCGAGAAUGCUAUGCAGAGGAAGUCUGUGUGCAAGAAGACAGGCGAGGCGUGUGUCCUAGUCACCGACUCCACUGGGUAUGAGAGCCCUGAGUACAGCAACAGAGUUCAAAUCACUAUUCAGGACACCAGCCAACUAUCGUUCAGCUUCAUCAUCAACCGAGUCAAGCUCAGCGAUGCCGGGAAGUAUGUCUGCCAGGCUGGGGAUGAUUCUAGAGGUGACAAAAGCAAUGUUGACCUCAAAGUGCUGAAGCCUGAGCCUGAGCUACUUUAUGGAGACCUGAGGGGCUCAGCGACCUUUGACUGUGCCGUGGACCCCGAAAUGGCACGUCUGCCCAAAUUUCUGUGCCGGGUGAACAAAGAUAAAGCCUGUGAAGUGGUCAUCAACACCCUGGGGACAAGGGCUCAGGCCUUUGAUGGAAGGGUCCUGAUUACUCUCAAGAACCAGGGCUUCUUCAGUGUGCAUAUUACUGGCCUGAGGAAAGAGGAUGCUGGGAGCUACCUGUGUGGAGCCCACUCUGAUGGGGAGCCUCAGGAAGGCUCGCCCAUGCAGGCUUGGCAACUCUUCGUCAAUGAAGAGACGACGAUUCCACGUAUUGUCUCUGUGAUGAAAGGUGUGGUAGGAGGCUCUGUGGCCAUGCUCUGCCCCUACCACCCUAAGGAUAAAAAUAGCCAGAAGUACUGGUGUCGCUGGAAUGAGCAAAACAGUGGCUGCCCACAGCUGGUGAGCAACGAGGGGCUGGUUAAGGAGCAGAGCAAACCCUACGAGGGCAGGCUCGUCCUGCAUGAAGAGCCAGGCAAUGGCACCUACACGGUCAUUCUCAACCAGCUCACCACCAAGGAUGCUGGCUUCUACUGGUGUCUGACCAGCGGUGAUACUCGCUGGUGGUUCACAGUGGAGCUCAAAAUUGUGGAAGGAGAGCCAAACCUCAAGGCACCCGAGAAAGCCAUUGCUUGGCUGGGAGACACUCUCAAGGUGCCCUGCCACUCGCCAUGCAAGUUCUUCUCCUACGAGAAAUACUGGUGCAAGUGGAGCAACAAAGGUUGCAAGGUCCUGCCCAGCCAAAACGAGGCCUCCAGGCAGGCCUCUGUGAACUGUGACCCGAACAACCAGCUCACCUCCCUGAUCCUGAAACCAGUCACCGAGGAGGAUGCGGGCUGGUACUGGUGUGGGGUGAAGGAUGGGCCCCAAUUCGGAGACACCGUGGCUGUCUACGUGGAGGUCAAGGAGAAGGCGAAGGCAUUCCAAGAUGUCAGCCAAGUGAAUGCGGCGGCUCCAGGCAAGGAGGUGAUAGAGCCACCUGUCAAGGUGAUAGAGCCGCCUGUCAAGGUGAUAGAGCCACGUGUCAAGGUGAUCGAGAACCAAGUCAUUAAAGAUCCCAGCCUUUUUGCAGAGGACAAACCAGUGAAGGAUAAUGGAAACCCAGAGGACAGGAGCAAAGCAUCUGCAGACUCUGGCAGCUCGGCGGGACAAGGAGGGAGCUCCACAGUGCUGGUCUCCACGCUGGUGCCCCUGGCCCUGGUGCUAGCACUGGGGGCCAUGGCGGUGGCGGUGGUUAGAGCCCGGCAUAGGAGGAAUGUUGACCGGGUUUCGAUUGGAAGCUACAGGACAGACUUCAGCAUGACGGACUUGGAGAACUCCAGGGAUUUUGGAACCAAUGACAACAUGGGAGCCUCUACGACCACUAUCACUCAGGAGACAUCUCUCGGAGGAGAAGAUGAGUUCACGGCCACCACCAAGGACACUGUGGAGACCCAAGAGCCCAAGAAGGCCAAGAGGUCUUCCAAGGAGGAAGCUGACAUGGCCCACACGGCCUUCCUGCUCCAGGCGAACAACAUGGCGACCAACGUCCAAGACGGCCCCAGCAAAGCCUAGGCCAAGCGCCCUGCCUCCUCCUUCCACCCUUGCCAAUCACCUUCAGAAUCACAUUGAUCCUUCGGGCCCUCAGCUCGGCAGGGCUCGCUGCCUGCACGCAACCCCACCCAGGCUUUUCCUGCCUAGUCCCUCUUCAGUGGCUUCCAACCCUGGCUUCGCUGUUCCUGCUGGGGGUGAGGCGACGUGAGGACUUCCUGCCUGAGGGAACGUCUUUCUAAUGAGACAACUAAGGUGUGGAAGGAGAAGCAAUUUUUAGAAAGGCCUCCUCAAAAAAAAAAAAAAAAAAAAAAAAAAAAAAAAAAAAAAAAAGAGAAAAAAAAGAAAGAAAAAGAAAAGAAAAGAAAAAUAGCUCAGGAAGGGUGGGAGGUAAUUUUAGAAAGGCGGGCCAUUCAGGGCUUCUCUGUACCCUUAUUAUGGGAUGGCAAUGGGAUUCUCCUCUUUACUCCAUCCCUUCAUCUCUUAUCCCCUCCCUCCCACCCAUCCUCUCUUCUUCUUUCCUUCAUUGAAAAUACAUAUAUGAACUCUGGCCAGGUAGCUCAGUUGGUUAGAGCGUCAUCCUGAUACUACAAGGCUGCAGGUUCCAUCCCUGGACAGAACACAUAUAGGACGCAACCAAUGAAAGGAACAAUAAAUCAAUGUUUCUCUCUCUCUCUUUCUCUCUCUCUCAAAUCGAUCAAUAAAUAAAAAUGAAAACACACACACACACACACACACACACACACACACACAUACAUUAAUCCUCACCAGAACCCAGGCAUCUAGCAGAAUGAACAGAGAUGCUGCACACCCAGCCUGCAGCCUUUGUGUAAACCUCACUGAGUCCUUGGAAGCCACAGCUCCUCUCAGUGUAUUGUACUCACUACGACCUAAAUCCUCAUCAGGUAUACUCACCUCUCUGUCCACCUUGGGACAAAUCAGAAAAUGUCUGGAGUCCUGAGGCCUUAGGGAUCCCGUAUCAUGGGCAUAUAUACAACAAACCUUAAAUACACAUUCUUAACACUUUACAGGGUAGAAAAUUGAGGUCCUGAGAGGUGAAGAGGUUUGCUCAGGGGCACCAAAUGAGUUACACUGAUUUGGUGACUCCUGUUUUCUUGGCCAGGCAUCUCUCUACAAGAGCCCCUGCUCUCCUCGUGAAAUCAGGAUUCUAGAACAAUCAGAAGGGGAGGGAGCGGGGGAGGAAGACAAAAUUGCAAAUGGAGGCUGGUCUUUCCCAAGCCCCACCUCUGGUAAGACAACCGGUUCCCUUUCUGUCACUCACAUGAAUCUAAGAGGAUAAGAGAAUGGUCCAACACUCACAGCCCCUGUAUUAGAAGAGUACCAAGUGGAAGGGAAGAUAAGAGGGCAUUUGAUGGUGCCAAGGGAGGGUCUGGUCUCCAAAGAGCUAAGGUUUAAGGUCUUUCUUCCUCUGAGCUCUGUACCUCAACCAGCUGGCACUUGCUAACAAAUAAAAAUGUGACUUAAUAAUUAAAGACUAUGAUUUCCAUU